AUGAACAAAUCUGCAGAUCUUGAGAGCCACGGCUUGGUACCCACCGAAACAUCAGGCCAGACUGGGCAAAUGGCAAUUCUCUGCUGUGAUCGAAUUGCUGCUCCCUGGGGCCCCACUACGGCUGGGACAGAUACAGAAUGGCUUUUUCGAAAGGAGUUCGAGGUGAAGCCUGGCGCAUCUGGCACACUAUUCAUUACUGCUCAGGGAGUCUAUGAAGCAGAAAUCAAUGGUCAACGCGUGGGAGACCAUUUCAUGGCCCCAGGAUGGACAGCCUAUAGCUACAGAAUACCCUACCAAACAUACGAUAUUACACCCUGGUUAACUACAGGGAGAAAUUGUAUCGGUGUUCGUGUUGCUGAAGGCUGGUUCUGUGGACGCAUUGGCUUUGAAGGCGGCCAUCGAAACAUUUGGGGACCUCAUCCGGCUCUCAUGUGCCAGCUCGAAAUCCAAGCCCCAGAUAUCGUCAUUGAGACUGUAUCUACGGACAAUACUUGGUUAGUGACAAGAGGGCCUAUUCAACGCGCCGAGAUCUACAAUGGCGAAAAGUACGAUGCAACUCAAGAGGUUCCGUACUGGUCCACGAUUGCCCCUUGCGAAUUCACCGAUAUUUUCAAUCAUUGGUUACCCGUGUUGUGCAUGCCUCCACUGCCAAAGGAAAUUGUGCUCACGGCACACGGAGAACCUGUGAGACGAAUUGAGACAAUCAAACCACUUCAACAUAUUAUGUCCCCAUCUGGCAAAUCGAUCAUCGACUUUGGUCAGAAUCUGGUUGGAUACGUCAGGUUGAAGAACAUCAAAGGUCCUCGUGGUCACAAGAUCAUCUCAUCACAUGCCGAGGUCUUGGAAAAACAAGAGAUUUGCACAAGAACACUUCGCAUUUGUGAUUCUAUCGAUGAAUACAUUCUGAAAGGUGAUAAGAAUAGCGAGACCUAUGAGCCGCGGUUUACCUUCCACGGAUUUCGGUAUGCGCAGAUUGAAGGAUGGUCUAGCGACAUCAGUUUGAUGGAUUCGGUCGAGGCAGUUGUAUGUCACACAGACAUGAAGGAAAUCGGCUCCUUUUCAUGUUCCAAUAAAUUGCUCAAUCAGCUAUAUCAAAAUGUCCGCUGGGGAAUGAAGGGUAAUUUCUUUGGGGUGCCGACGGACUGUCCUCAGCGCGAUGAGCGAUUAGGCUGGUCUGGUGAUCUCGCUCUCUUUGCACCUACAGCGGUUCUAAUAUUCGAUUGCUACGAAUUUCUCAGAAACUGGCUUGUCGAUGUUUGGUAUGACCAGAAGGACCUAGAUGGUGUCCCGGCAAUGGUCACCCCUAACGCAACACUUCCAGACCCCGUCUGGUGUCGCAGGAAGCCCUGCGCUAUCUGGCAUGAUGUCACCAUUCUUGCGCCUUGGGCACUUUACGAAGAGACUGGAAAAAUCGAGGUCCUAGAGCAACAGUACGAGAGUAUGCAGACAUGGGUAAACAAGAUACCCAGAAGAAAAGAGGGUUCUAGUCAUCUCUGGGAUACUACCAUUUUCCAGCUUGGGGAUUGGCUAGAUCCAGAUGCUCCUCCGGAUGCACCUUGGAAGGGCAAAACCGACGCACAACUCGUGGCGAAUGCAUUUUUGAUUCAUAGCCUUGGACUCAUGGUUCACAUCGCCCAUCUUCUUCACAGAGAAAAAGAUAUGUUGAAUUUUAAGAAGGAUGCUGAAGCGACCCGAGAAGAAUUCCAUAAGGAGUAUGUCACCGCGAACGGUCGCCUGGUAUCUGAUAGCCAGGCAGCCUAUUCCAUCGCGAUUUGCUUUGGUCUCUUGACACCACUGCAGCAAGAGCGAGCGGGGGAACGCCUUGUCUACCUUGUGAGGAGUAACAAUUUUCGAAUCGGAACAGGUUUUGCUGGAACCCCAUUCCUGUGCGAAGCUCUUGCCUUGACGGGCAAUAUUCAAGUUGCGUAUGCAAUGCUUCUUGAGCAGAGUUGUCCUUCUUGGUUAUAUCCGGUGACCAUGGGGGCUACUACAAUGUGGGAACGAUGGGAUAGUAUGUUACCGGAUGGGUCUAUCAACCCUGGGGAAAUGACUUCUUUCAAUCAUUAUGCAUUUGGGUCCAUCGCCAAGUUCUUGUAUGAAAGAGUCGCAGGCUUGCAAAGACUGGAUCCUGGAUGGAAGAAGUUCCGCUUUGCACCAAGCAUAGGGGCUGAUAUUCAACAUGUUUCAGCUACCCAUGAUACCCCAGACGGUCGCAUUUCUUGUUCUUGGAGGACAACUACUAGAUUCGACAAGCAAACUCGCCUAGAGACAAUGGUCACCGUUCCAAACGGUAUGGUAUGCGAGGUUAUUUUGCCCAAUGGGUGCCAAGACUUGCGGAAGACUGUUGCGCAUGGAGAGUGGAAAUUCGAAACUACCUUUGUUCGAGUCUACGAGUGGCCCCUCAAGCCUUUGCCUGCUAAGUCAUGA
Messenger RNA from Penicillium longicatenatum, 2427 nucleotides. RefSeq names its product alpha-L-rhamnosidase. Gene Ontology annotation, biological process: carbohydrate metabolic process. NCBI's taxonomy places the organism in Eukaryota, Fungi, Ascomycota, Eurotiomycetes, Eurotiales, Aspergillaceae. The transcript is spliced from 2 exons. The coding region runs from base 1 to 2427 and encodes 808 amino acids. The record is from RefSeq and is a predicted model, not a curated record.